Messenger RNA from Etheostoma cragini (Arkansas darter), 3588 nucleotides. RefSeq names its product signal transducer and activator of transcription 6, interleukin-4 induced (gene stat6). Gene Ontology annotation, biological process: regulation of transcription by RNA polymerase II; defense response; cytokine-mediated signaling pathway. Lineage: Eukaryota; Metazoa; Chordata; Actinopteri; Perciformes; Percidae. The record is from RefSeq and is a predicted model, not a curated record. Gene Ontology annotation, molecular function: DNA-binding transcription factor activity, RNA polymerase II-specific; RNA polymerase II cis-regulatory region sequence-specific DNA binding. The transcript has 20 exons. Bases 649 to 2916 code for a protein of 755 amino acids.
UUCUGUUUCAAAGAAGGCAGAAAAAAAUCCUUCUAUUGCUAUGCUUUAUUUAUCCUUGUCUAUUGAUUUAGUCAUGAGACGUUAAAUGCCGCAGUGUGCGUGCUUUCAGGCGCCGUGCAAUAAAAACAGUAAACAAAACACACAACUGUACAAUAUAAACCACACAAGCUGAGUAUUGUUUAAAUUUUGUCACUUAUUGUGCUGUGCGCGAACCCCCCUACAUCCACUACUGCGUUACUAAACAGCAGCCGUGGCCUGAUGUUACUCUGAAGUCUUAGACAAAUAUCUCGGUCAUGUGUAAACUUGAUCGUGAGGGCAGGAAAUAAAGCGCGCUCCUCCGGUACUGGCACAUCGUGCUUAACAGGGAAGUAAGCCUUAGAAGCCUAACCUAAUUUCUACUGUAAAAGUUGUCGGUGUUGAACUGCGCGGUACUCCGUAUUGAUUUCUUCUCGGUUAAAACGACGGAAACUGUCCAGCUUUUAAGAUACAAACGUCACCCUUAAAGUAAGCGAUGAAGGCAGGAAAUGUUCAGUAGGAUAUUCGGCCUGGCGGAGGACUUAUGACACAUAGGAGGAAGAAGAGACAACGGACAAGAGCGUUUUUCAAUGGUUUGAAAUUUUACUCUGACUUGUGUAGCACUGCUUGAUCAUGGCCCAAUGGAUACACAUGUCCCAGAUGAUACAGUGCCUGUCUGAUGACACCUUAAACAACCUCUAUCCCCCAUCCGCCUUCCCCAUUGAAGUCAGACAUUUUUUAGCUGAAUGGAUUGAGAGCCAAAGAUGGGAUGACUUUGUGCUGGAAAAGGUGGAGCAGCAGAGCAAGGCUCAGGCUCUGUUGGACCAGACUAUCAGCAUGCUGCAAUCGAUUGCUCAGCAGAACGCAAAUGUGGUGGACAGGAUGAAGCUGAUGAAUAUCAGCAGAAACAUGGCCAUGUUUCAGCAGCAGCCUCUACAGUUUGGAGUGCUAGUCAGGGAGAUCCUCACAAAGGAGAGGGUUCUUCUCAGCACGCGUACUCCGAUGCCCAACCCUCCACAGUACCCACAGUACCCGAAUAGAGAGUCCUCGUUCCCUAACAUGCAAGAUGUGGACCACCUGGUUCUAAAGGUGCUGGAGGUCCAGGACAUCCGACAAAAGAUGCACCAGCUACAAGAAGAGCUCAACUGGGAGAGGCAGAACUAUGAGGAAUUACAAGGACCGAUCCAACAGAAUGGAUUGGAUCCCGCAAAAUCAGAAAUCCAAAAACUCCAGAAUCACAUCCAGCAGCUGGAAUACAAUGUGAAAGCAAUGGCCACGAAGCGUUUCCAGCUGCUCAAGGAGUGUGUGGACUGUCUGGACCAGUGUCAGACCCGACUGAUGAGCAGGCUAAAGGUGUGGAGGUGGGAACAACACAAGGCCGCCAUCGGACAACCUUUUGACGACAACCUCAACCCCCUGCAGACCUGGUGUGAGCAGCUGCUUGGCGUGAAUGGGAAGCUGAGACAGGAGUUGAUGCUGAUAGGGGAACCGAUCCCAGAGCUCCAGGAAAGGCUGGGGCAACUUCUGCAGGUUUUGAUUCAAAGCUCUCUUGUAGUAGAUAAGCAGCCCCCUCAGGUCAUUAAGACUCAGUCAAAGUUUUCGACAACAGUGCGAUAUCUUCUGGGGGAAAAAGUUGCUCCCGGGAAGCCUGUGGUGCUGAAGGCGCAAAUCAUUAAUGAACUGCAGGCCAGGAGCCUGGGCAGUAUACCAGGUGAUAAUGUUGGGGAACUGAUCAAUAAUACAGCCAUCCUAGAACACAACACAGCCAGCAAGAGCACAUGUGCCACAUUCAGGAAUAUGUCCAUCAAAAGGAUCAAGCGAGCAGACAGGAAGGGAUCCGAGUCUGUGACCGAGGAGAAAUUUGCUCUCCUGUUCUCUACAGAGAUUACCAUCACAGGCUGUGACACUCCCUAUAAGAUACAGAUGAUCUCACUUCCGGUGGUCGUCAUUGUCCACGGUAGUCAAGACAACAAUGCUCUGGCCACCAUCAUAUGGGACUGUGCUUUUUCUGAACCAGAUAGAGUGCCAUUCAUGGUGCCCGAGCGUGUGCCCUGGGGGAUGAUGUACAACACUCUCAACAGUAAAUUCACUGCUGAGGUCCAGACACAUCACAAUCUGGACCACUACAACCAGCACUUCUUGGCCCAGAAGAUAUUUGACAAGCCUGACUUUGCCGACGACUUCAGCAACAUGAUGGUUUCCUGGGCUCAGUUUAAUAAGGAGGUUCUCCCGGGUCGACCGUUCACUUUCUGGCAGUGGUUUGAGGGAGUAAUGGAGCUGACCAAGAAGUACUUGAAGACCUACUGGAGCGAAGGGCUAAUAUUUGGUUUCAUUGGGAAGCAGCAUCUACACCUGAUUCUCAAAGACAGGCCAAACGGAACAUUCUUGCUUCGCUUUAGUGACUCUGAGAUCGGCGGCAUCACCAUUGCAUAUGUGUCCGCUACUGAGAAUGGGGGACAGAAAAUCCAGAACAUCCAGCCCUUCACCAAGAGAGAUCUUGAGAUCCGUAGCCUUGGUGAUCGGAUCCGGGACAUCAACCACAUAACAUACCUGUAUCCUGAAUUUCCUAAACAUGAAGUUUUCAAAAAAUUCUACUCAGAACCUCAAGCAUCACCCAUUGGGGGCUAUAUCCCUGUGUCUCUCCAUACUAAAGUCGGCACGGAAGCUGGCUCAGCCUCACCCCCAGCUCCCAGUAUGACACCCGUCUCUGAAAACCCUCGGAGUGCUAGUGGCUUCUCCGGGCAUCAGUUCCCGCAGCCAUUCAGCCCGCAGGAGUCUAUCAAUAAAGAAAUGAUGGAAGAAGAAUUUAGACCAAAUUCUUCUGUUGGCUUUACUGAACACAUUUCCACGGAUAAUAUGGAUCUAGAUUUAGACACCAUUCUCCAGACUCUUGAUCAAUAGGAGGAUGUUCCAUCAAAGUUGUUCUUGGAGUGCAAAGCAACCACCAGGAGCCACUUUCCUUCACUUUCUUGAUCCAUCUACAGAUUCAUCUACUUCUGAGUAAAAAAAUGGGAUUUUUCUGGGACUCAACACGUUGAGUUGGUGCUACGUGAAAGCAGGAAAUCAUUUCAAGGACAAAGUCAAACUGAGAACAAACAAAAAGAACAAGAAGUGAUGCCAUCGCUGUGCACCUCCUUUCUCGCACCUGGUGGUAGGUGUGUUGAUGUUGUUAAUCGCCACUCAGUGGACCAUCAGCCACCAAAGAUUAUUUUUUAAGGUAAUGUCGUCUUCUGUCCUUGUUGCAUGUUUUUUUUUAGCCGUGAUGAGGCAAGCAUAUUAGAAUAGUAUUUCCCUAUUGUAUAUAACCCUUCCUUAUAAUGCAUUAGCCUCAGCCAUAGUAUAUUAUACACCUAAUCUUACAGUUACACUCAGUAUGGCUGGUAAGGAAUUAGCCAAUGUUUAAGAGACUAUGCGUUCUGUGGCAUAGUGAGGAUUAGAAAGGAACAAUACGCUUUUCCAUCACUGUUUACUUGGAAACUAUUUAACAUUAAUAGACACUUACAAUGCAACAGAUGGCAUAAGUGGUGGUGGGAAAGGCUUGUAUUACAUCUGCCAACUAAAAGACUUAAUUGU